AUGUCUUCCUCCGGAGCAGGCCAAUCCAGCGUCGGCAGCCGCGCCGUCUACGAAGCCGGUGACCAGCGCAACGUGCCCCAGUCUGAGAUCAACGAGCAGAACCGCUACGCAGAGGGUCAGAAGAACAGCCACAAGAACCUUGAUUCGAAGGACCAGCGCUCCAUCGGCAACAAGCUUGCCUCGCAAGAACGCAAGCCCGAGAGCGACCACCACCACAACUUUGUCCAGAACCCUGAGGCUGAGCUCAGCAAGCAGGAUCCUACUAAGCCGGCCAAGGUGCACGGCAACCAGCCUUCCAAGGGUGCUCAGAUCGAUGCCGAAUUGCAGGCUGAGGAUGAGCAGCGCUUGCGUGAGAAGGGUAUCAAGAAAUAAAUGAUGUAAUGAUUGGGAUUUGGAAGGAAGGACGGAUGGAAAAGCUUUAUACUAUAUCCUGUUCGAAUGACUGCAUGAAUGGCUGACGCCUGGGGCGAUAGCAUGACACUAUUAUUUACAAUGGUUAACUUCUACUUCACUACAAGUAUUUAUUUUUCAGAGUGUGUAGUAUAUUACUAGCCCGUGUGUGUUUUAUUGAAGUUAUAGAACUGGAGUUAUACUUCGGUUCUUCGUUCGGAGCGCCAGGGUAUCAACAAACAAAAAGUUGGGAUGCCAUG
Messenger RNA from Aspergillus vadensis CBS 113365, 650 nucleotides. RefSeq lists its product as uncharacterized. Lineage: Eukaryota; Fungi; Ascomycota; Eurotiomycetes; Eurotiales; Aspergillaceae. The record is from RefSeq and is a predicted model, not a curated record. The transcript has 3 exons. The coding region runs from base 1 to 372 and encodes 123 amino acids.